This is a messenger RNA of Stylonychia lemnae, 3012 nucleotides long. Lineage: Eukaryota; Ciliophora; Spirotrichea; Sporadotrichida; Oxytrichidae. The record is from the annotation of a GenBank genome assembly.
AUGGCUAUGAUAUAGAAUGAUGCAAAGGACUUGGAAAAGAAAAGGUAGGAACUUGAUAAAUUGUUUUAAAAAUUGUGCAAUGAAAGGGCUUAAGACUUUAAUAACAUUUUAUUUUCACAACAACUAAAUGAGUUGACUAGUUAUGUGGACGGUCUCUAGAAAAGUUCCAAGGUCUUAAAAGAUGAGUUGAUGUCUCAGACUAAUCUGUUUAACUUCAGACAACUUGAGUUCAAGUCAUUAUAUUAUCAGGAACUGAUAGAGGGCUUACAAAUCUUUGAAAAGAUUGAGAGAAUGAUAGAAGAGGUAGAGUUCCUAUCUGGUCAGCAAAACCUCCUUUCAGCUUCUUAAAAAUUCAGAGAACUCAAAGCAUUCACUACAGACACGCCUGAGAUCAAACAGAUUCUCUAGGAAUUCGGAGUGCAAGAAAUGAUUCGUAAGCGGAUAUAAGAAAAGCAAAGAAUCCUGAUGGAUCAAAUCAACUCUAACCUCGUAGAUUUCUUGUUCAUGACGAACAAUUCUAGCUCAGAGGCUUGCAAGAAAAGAAUGCAGAUGAUUCAAAAGUACUUUGAGCCUAAGUUCGACAAGUAUGAGGACUAUGAAUCACUUUUAGAGUAUGUUUGUAAGGAAUUCGGAGAUGUCAAAAAGAUUCAGGAGUAGUUUCAGAAGAUACACAAAAAGCAACUUGAAUGUGCUAACAAAGCCACAGAACUUAUAAACACCUAGUUAUAGCUCAAUGAUGAGAUGGUGGCCACUGGCCUUCUUUGUCUUCAAAAAGAUAGUCAAAAAGCAAUUGAGGAGUAAAAUGUAGCAUAUCUAUCUCUUCUUCUAAUAUCUUUUAAGAAGAUAUGCGAUGAUCACACUGUUCAGGAAUAUUUGAGGACUCAAAUGGAUAAUCAAAUGUAAAAACUGUUUUAAAAUCUGCUUGAGAUACUUAGCUUAUAAUAAAAAACAUCAUUCAGUAAAACUGUGAAGAACAGAGCAAUGGGUGGUAUUGAUAACGAUGUGAUAUCUGAGUUAAUACAGAUUGAUGGGUAAAUGCUUAGACAGGCCACUCAAGUCAUUCACUAAAUAUUUUUCUCGUUCCAAUAAAACUUAAGCUACUUUAUGAUAAUAGACAAGCAAGAGUAGACUAAUAUAGUUGAGAAUGGCAUAAGUCUGGACUAUGUGAAUAUUUUCUUCUAUUACUUCAAAUUUCUGAUCCAAAUACUCUUUGAUCAUGAUAAACGAAUGAAGGAAUUCAAUCUAAAAAAUGGCAUAAGUGAAGAGACCCAAUAAUAAAUUUAACAAUAAACUAAUGGUACUGGGUAAAAGAAACCAAUAGUAGAGAAGAAUAUGCGCUUUAGUUUUAGGAAUAAAGAAGACAUGGAGAGUUUCCUAGUAGAUUAAGUCAGACUAAAGCUAGAUUUUUAUAAGACAAUGGAGGAGAUAAUAGUGCCCACGUUGCUUAAGAAAAACAUAUCCUUUGUAAUGACUCUGGGAAGUAGAUUGAUAUUUAUGAUUGAUGGCUUAGUUGACUAAGUAGAGGAAAACUUCAAUAAAGAGAGUCAAAAUAAGCAGCAGAUUUUGGCUUUCAAAGGCUGGAUGAAGAGAUUUAUCAUCACUAACUACGAGAUAUUCCUCGACUACUAUAAGAAUCACUCUGAAUUCGUUGCUUAGAAGUGCUUCAGCAGGACUUUAAACCCUUAAAAUCUUGUAAAGACUGGCAUUUAAGAUGAGAAAGUACUUGUGAAUCAAAGUCAGAUAAUUCAACAAUCCCUAUUUGGUAAUGAUAUCAAGCAAAGCAUGCAGUAGAUUUCAAAAGCCAGCAUAAUUGGACGAAUAAAUUAAAGUACUAAUGAUAACAGUAGCUCAAUGUGGGCAAUCUUUGAUUACAUCACAUCAUUUUCGUACGUUUCCCAAUUAGCUGUUGAAAAAAUCCCAUUAGAAGACAAAAGUAAACAGGACCAAGCUAGUUUUCGCUAAGAAAUUCUUGAAUCUGUAAACAAGGUUAUGAAAAAAGUGCUAGAUAAAAUGAAUAUAGUGGUAAACUUAUGCUUUAAUGGGAGUCAUAGAGAUGUGUUCUUCCCAAUGAAGCUAUACACAUCUGAGCGAGAGUCUUACUACUUCAGAGGACUUAUCAAACGAGAGGAUUUGAAAACUGUUAAGAAGGAAAAGUCGAUACCCAAUGAAACCAUAGAUGAUUAGGAAUUUUUGUAUAAGCCAAAGCUUGCAAUGCAAAACGACCUUUUAUCAAAUAGUAUGACCACUCUGACUCUGAUGAUGCAAAUAUACAUGAAAAUAAACGAGGUAGCGAUUAAGGAAUUCGGGUCCUGCUAUUAAUUUAUAUCAAGUUAGAAACUGUGGGAGCAGCUGCUCUCUGAGAACUGCAAAAAAGAGUACAAUAGAACUUUUGAAGGAUUGCAGAGUUUGGUUUAUGAAAUACUCAUAUUUUUGAGAUGUGAGUUUACAGCAAGAGCUUUUAGUCACAUGAGAGAAAUGACUAGGAUUGACUUUACUGGUGUAUCAGGUGCCACUUCAAGAGUAGAGCCUUUCGUCCAGACUUUGAUCAGAGACCUUAAGAUCCUUUCCAACUUUGUAUCCCAGUAUCUCUCCCAAGUUGAAGUAAUUUCUAUUAAUAGUAUUUUGAUUUAGAUAUUCUACUUGUUCUCCCAUCUGCAAAAACUAGUGUUUAAGUUGUACGGAUUCUAUGUGCGCUUUAUCAAGCGUUAGGAGAUAGACGAGAGUGGAUUCCAAAGACUCAAGAAGUCUCUGUUCCAACUUAAGAUCGAGUUUGACAUGAUAGUUCCUAAGCUGUUGAGUGAGAGUAGCCCCCAGAUAAAGAGUAUAGUUGAUUAGUUCAAAGUUGAGAUAGCUAGGGAAUAUGAGAAGACUAUAUACAUACUUUAGUUGUUGAUCUGCGAUGAAGAGGAAAUUGAAGACAAAAUUAAGGAAAAUGAUUAUGGACUAACUGAGAAGGAUUUUGGGGCACUCUCUGGGAUUUAAUAAAGUUAUGCCUAAAGUUAAAGCUAUUGA